Messenger RNA from Hylaeus anthracinus, 1414 nucleotides. It is a transcript of the gene Mettl4, whose product is annotated as N(6)-adenine-specific methyltransferase METTL4. Lineage: Eukaryota; Metazoa; Arthropoda; Insecta; Hymenoptera; Colletidae. The record is from RefSeq and is a predicted model, not a curated record. Gene Ontology annotation, molecular function: methyltransferase activity; nucleic acid binding. Bases 5 to 1162 code for a protein of 385 amino acids. Gene Ontology annotation, cellular component: nucleus; RNA N6-methyladenosine methyltransferase complex. The transcript is spliced from 5 exons.
AAUUAUGAGUUUAAUUUUCUCUACCGAAGAAGGAUGGAUCGUAUCUCAUUUACAAUAUCUUAACAAUAUUUAUAACAUUGCGACGAAUGGUAACACGCAGUGCAGGUUAAUUUUUAACGAAACGUUAUUUGAAAUAAAUUCCCAAUAUUUACGUCAGAAUCAAAUAACUCAAUCCGAUCGACACGAAGGAAUUCCAUUACAAAAUAAGAGCAAGAAAAGGAAACGGACGAAACUUUUACCCGAGGAAGAUUUAAAAGAGAUAAAUUACGUUAAACAAGCAUUCAACCGAAUAAUUUCAUCUGCCAAAGCGGAAGGAUUAUUCUCCGCUAACAUAACGUCUGAUAAUAACGAAGCAGCACGUUUGGCAUCACAGAAAUUUUAUCAGGACACGUUUACCGAGGAAGAGGGACACUUUUAUGGUUGCAAUGAUACAGACAUUGCUAUCAUAUCGGAAACAAAAGAUGAAAAAUACGUAUUCCCAAAGAAAUGUAACUUUUAUUGCUACGACGUGGACAGCAUUGCCAGAAUGUUGGAGUUGAACAAUCAAUACGAUUUUAUAUUGUUGGAUCCUCCUUGGUGGAACAAGUCCAUAAGAAGGAAAAAAACGAAAUAUUUAGAAGCUAGUUAUAAAAUGAUGUACAACGAGGAGUUAGCCAGGAUACCAAUUGGGAAGUUAUUAUGUUCGAAUGGAUUUGUAGCAAUUUGGUGUACUAAUGCUCCCAGUCAUCUGCACAGUAUUUUUCACAAUAUAUUUCCGUCGUGGGGUGUUACGUACAGGGCGAAAUGGUAUUGGGUUAAAGUCACUGAAGCCGGAAGUACAACGUGUAACUUUAAUUCUGCGCUUGGUAAACAACCUUACGAAUUACUAGUGUUGGGAUCUGUAUUAAACGGUAACGAAAUAAACAUUCCCGAUAGGAAAUUGUUGAUAAGCGUUCCGAGUGCUGUACAUUCUCACAAACCACCGCUUACAGAAGUUCUGCGAGAGUAUCUUCCAAAUGAACCAAAGUGUUUAGAAUUAUUCGCGAGGUACUUGCUUCCUAAGUGGACAAGUUGGGGCCUUGAAGUUUUGAAGUUUCAACAUUUGUCCCUGUAUACAGUCAUAGAAGAAACAAAAGAGGCUCAAAACAGCAGUAACAUGGAUGUAAAUAAAUUGAUUAAUUAAAAUUGAAGUAUACAAAAUAACAAUUGUUUCAGAAGUACUGUAUUUUUUUUUUAUUAUUCUUAUAAACUAGUCAUGCCUCAAUGGCAGUUAAAUAAUAUUAUGAAGUCCCAUUUACGUGGUCGCUAACACCAUUUUUUAUGACAGCACGAUAACCAUGCGGGUUCAUUGUUUGCCACCUCCAAAAAUCUUCGCCUAUAUUAAAAAUAUUAUUAGAAAUAUGUUAAACAUAAAAUGAAGGUAUUACGUAACUUA